UCAAAAAAUAUUAGAGAAGAAAAAACUGCUUGCUUGCUUGCUUGCACGAUCUCUCAAGCCUAAAUACUCUUACACUCACACAGAUUACAUGAAAAUCAAACCCAAUUAACUAUAUUAUUAAUAUAAUUCCAUUCAUUUGUGUUACAUUUUGUUUGUUUUCCUUAGCUUUCUGGUAAAGCACACUUCUUUUUCUUCUUGAGUUUGAUUGGCACAAACUAAGCUAAAGGGUGGUGUAUUAUAUUCUUUGAUUCUGUUCAAUUUGCACCAAUUUAAUGGCUGAGCAGAGCAUCAGUCUUAAAUCAACUGAAUCAGAUGCAGGUAAUUCAAGAAGACAUUCAUUGGGAAAGGCUACUUCUUCGAGGAGUGAUGAAAAAGUUCCUAACUAUCUUCGAGCUUCUACUGGUUCAUGUCAUGAUUUCUGUAAAUUUGGGAGGGAACAUGCGUUUGAAGAGAAGGCAAGGCGUCCAUUUACAAGAAGGAAUGCUAAGAAACUACAUGGUGGACAUUCCUCGGAGCUUCAGCCAGAGAUCAUAAUAAAGACAGCAAAUGUUCCACGCGGAACAAGUUCCACUUCCAAAACCCCACCAGACACUCAUGAGAUCAUAAAGCGGGAAGUGCAUAAAAAACCUCUUGACAGGAAGUCAUCUUCAGUGAAUGUAGUUGUGGAUGAGAAGAAGACACCAUUAAGAGCAUCGUUGACAAAAUCAGUUGACAGGCAAAUUCUCACCAAGAAGAAGACUAUGGUAAAAGACGUGUUAACAAAAUCAGUUGACAGACAAAUUUCAGUGUCAAGUGACAAUUGGGCUGAGAAGAGGAAGAUACCAUUGCGAGAGAGGAACAAGUCAUCAGUUGCCAAUCUCAACACUUCACCUGAUUCAAAAUCUAUAAAAAUCAUAAAACCGGGUGUUCUUUUGUCCUCUGAAAAACUUGAGGUCUCUUUGAAACAAAUUUCAUCAGAAGUGAAAAAAGGGAACAUAUCUGCAAAACAUGCUCACUCUCUGAAGGUAAAAUCUCCCUCUUCUGAUUCAUCAAGAGUAGCAAGUAUCCGAGGAAAUAGUAACAACAAGAUAGCACAAAAGACAUUGACCUCGAGAAUAGCUAUAAAGAGAGUGCAGACAACUCCAAGGGCUGUUCUGUCCCCUAAAACUACUAGCAGUGGUAAUGCAAGAGGAGUAGCGUCCCCAAGAGUCUCCUCGUUCAUCAAGCCCACUGUCAGAGUGUCGAUGCCCCCAAGGGCUUCCUUGUCCUUCAGGCCUUCUCUCAGUAGGGUUGCGAGCCUAAAUGCAAGGAGGCACAGGACCUCAGAAGUAGUAUCUCCGCUGAAGAAGCAGAGCAAAAUUAAUAAGGCCAGCAACAAGCAUCCCAAGAUUAAGAAUGCCGAUCAUGAACAAACUAUCAAGGAACACAACGGACCCGGAAGUGAUGUGGUCCAGGAGAAAACCCUCUACGUCAUCAAAGCGGACAGUAAGAACAAUUAUUUGGUGUCCGAUAGGGAGGAAAACCCUUCUGCUGAAUCAUCUCCACCUCCAUUGUCAUCAGCCAAGUAUCAAUCUCAACCAGAAGUUCCAUUGUCUUAUUCUAACAAUGAAGAAGGUGAAGAGGAGUCUGAUUAUUCAGGAAGUGAGGAUGAAGAUUACUCCCUCUCGGAAUAUGAAGAAACUGAAUAUAUGGAAGAGGCAAACAAUGCAGAAGGGGAGCGCAAAAGAUGGCUUAGGAAGUCUGGGAUGCUGCCUCCUGAGGAUACGAAUGACCAACCUGUGAAAUUACGAUUCAGGAGAGGAAAGGUAAUUGAUGUCAAGACUGAACAUAACAGACCAAUGAGGCUGAAAUUCAGGCAAGGAAGAGUGUUGGGGGAGAAUCAAAAUCUGAAAUCUGAAUCCCGAAGAAGUUUCAAGAGGAGAGGAGCUGAAGAGCUUACAAAAGACAACCCUGAUUCUGAAAAGGUUGUUUUGAGACAUCAAGAUGUGCAUGGUAAGAAAGAUGCUCAGGGUUUGUUUAAUAAUGUCAUUGAAGAAACAGCUAGCAAACUUGCCGAGACCAGGAAAAGUAAGGUUAAGGCCUUGGUUGGUGCUUUUGAAACAGUCAUUUCUCUCCAAGACAGUAAACCACCUGUAAGCUCUGCUUCUUGAGUUGGAAACAUGAAAUAAACAAAAUGUUUGGAAUUAAAAAAAAAUCGAAAAUUAGUUUUUGAAGUGUUGUUUGGUUAACUGUUCAUUUGUUUUUGCAAAGGAACUAUAGGAAAUAAAACUAAGCUUGUAGAAGAGAAGUGCAAAGAUACAAGCCUACAGUGUUGCAAGAGGAUAAAAAUGUUGCUGUUUGACAUUAGAUAGCCUGGAUGUAAAUUUCGGCAGGUUCUUGUUUGUGAUUGUGAGUAUUGAACUCGACAUGUUUCAUGUGCAUUUCCUUUGAGGGUAUAUGCAUUGUCAUCCUUUAUAACUUUUGUACCUAAUUUGAAUUGGUUUAUAUCUUGUUUUUAUGAAUAAACCAUCAUGUAAUUUGAACAAAAAAGAGAAGAAACUUCAUAACCAACCAGUUGUAUCCUUCUGUUGUUUGUGGUGCGUGACGAAUAUUACUAUUUACUUUUUUUCUCUCA
Molecule: messenger RNA, 2593 nt
Organism: Mercurialis annua (annual mercury)
Lineage: Eukaryota; Viridiplantae; Streptophyta; Magnoliopsida; Malpighiales; Euphorbiaceae
Exons: 2
Coding region: 273-2129 (618 amino acids)
Molecular function (GO): calmodulin binding
Source: RefSeq, a predicted model, not a curated record